AUGAGUAGAAUCUACAUUGACUUGGCUGCGACAAGCUUCGGGAGGUGCGCAAUCUGUACGAGUGCACAGAUCCAUACCGAGCCAGGAGAGACGCUCGGCCGGGUUCCUCCGUCUCCGUCCGCCUCCGCGUCCGCCUCACUCUCGCGCGUCAGUCUUCUACUGCCGCGCGUCAAUCAUUCGGCCUCUCAGGCAGCCUUGCUCUCAUCGUCCUUGGCUUCACUGCGAGCCUCUGCGACUCGCGCCUCUCUGGAGCCGGUCUCACGUCCAUUCCUCCCCUUGUCUUCGCUGCGCACCGGCGUCGGUGGCGCCGCUUUGUCUUCUUCUCUCGUGCUCCAGCAAUCCCUUCUCCUGUCCCAAGCACCCUUCUCCACUUCCCGUGUGCAGCCUCCUGCAAAUGAAUCCGCGGAUGCCUCGCGGGACGCUGCGCCUAGCAGGCCCCCGCUCGCCUCAGCCGCCCGGCAGGCCUCCGCCUUUGAAGCCUGCGACCGCGGAGACUGGGGCAGCGAGUCAGGCCGCGGGGCGAAAGAAAACCUCCGUCUGUGGCGAGGCGCGCAUGCGCUGACCUGCCAGCUCAGACAGGCACUGCUGCAGCGACGCGCCUCCGGAAGACGCGCGAGGCCUGUCGACGUCAGCGGCUGUUUGGUCGCUGAACACGAGCGGUCUCUGCAGGCUCCCCCCACUCUGCGGGAAGGCGCGAUGUCACCUCCGGAUGCUGCAGAGCCUGGCCGCGGUCAGCAGCUCUCCACAGUCCUCAACCCUCGAGACCCCUGCCCCCGCGGCGGGCUCCCCGCCCCUGCGGAGGGCAGUCCCUUGGGCGCCCCAGGGAGGCAGACGCCGCUCCUCGAGGAGAGGAGGAGGCGGCGGCUCGAGGCUGACGCGGCUGUCGCGCUGUUAGGGCGCUUAGCCGAGCAGAUGCACGUCAUGCCAAGCAGGGACAUUGUUUUUGUGCUUUCUCAUGCCCAUGAGCUCGUGGCGGAGACAGGGCAGCGCUGGCCGCUUCCAUGCCACCCCUCUCUUCUCGCCGUCUACGCUGCGACAGUGCAGGCGCUAUUGCCGCGGCUUUCGGCGUCGUCGUCGUUGGAGUGGAAGGACAUCCUCGUGCCCAUUGUCGACUUGCUGCUCGCGCAUCCUGACCUCCGGUCACCAGUUCUUUCGCACCCCCCAUAUACGCGUUCUCUGUCUUCUCCGCCACACGCCUGCCCUUCCGCAGCGUCCCUCGAGGCGCCGACGCCUCCGCCCGCAGCCGGCAGCCAGAUGUGCAGGCGGAAACAGGGACGGCUGGAAAGUCCCUCCAGCGAAACUGCGGGCGGCCCGCACAGCCAGCCCAGCCUCGCUCCUUCGCCUGGCGCGUCGCCGUCGCUGGCGGUCUUUGACUUUCUGUUGAGAGAUCUGUGUGUGCGGGUCGCCCGCUGCGCACCGUCGUUGCCUCCGCAUCUGCUGCUGUUUUUCUUCAAUGCGUUCGUGCGAAUUGGCGUCUUUUAUCCGCCGCUUAUCGUGGCGACAGCGAAGUCAGUCGAGCAGAGACUGGAGAGCCUGUCCGCGCAAGACGUCUCGAUGGCAGUUACCACCUUUGCGCUUGUGCAGAGGCAGCGCAGGGACACACAACGAGUCAAGCUGCAGGCGUCUGCAGAGACGGGCGACGCGUUUACCAACUCAAGACCGCACGGGAAAAGGCGUGAGCACGGAGUGGACGCGCAUGCAGCGGAUGCCAGCGCAGGCACGCCACCUCAUAGUUCGCCGGCUAGCCUCCCCUCCCCCUCCUCUUUUGGAGCGGCUACCUCUCGACACGAUAACACUUCAACCUUGCCCCUUGCCGUGCCUAGUCGGCGCUCGCCGCAUGCGCCUUCGGACACGUCCGCGGCAUCGCCUGGUCUGCCGCCUGCCUGCCUGCCUCACUCGCCCGUCGGCUCUCGGGCGUCGGCGCAUUUCCAUCCGUACCCCUCCGCGCCGGGGCGUGGAGGCGAAGACAGUGGUGGGCUCGCAGGCCGGCUUCCAGACGUCUCGGGCACUUUCGAAUCCCUGCUGCGCCACCUGGCGACGACGCCUGCUGUGCGGCAGCAGCUGCCUCUGUCCAGCGCGGUGCAGAUUCUGUCUGCCUGCGCGCGAUGCUCGCCGGCCGCAGAGCGACGGCGCGCGAACGGCGAUGCCUCUGAAGCGCAUACAGCAGCCCGAAGUCGAACGAACGCGUGUGAGCCGGCUACGCCUGGGACGAGAGUCUCUUCCGCGCCUACAACAGGCGCUGCGUCUGACGAGAGCGGGACGCAGGGAACCCCAUAUCGAAGCGGAAGUACUGUCUCGGAUGCGGCCGCCUCUCCGUUGCCGUCGCCCGGCGCUUUGCGUGCUGCUUCGGGGUGUCUCGCGACUCUGGGUCUGCGCAGUCCCUCGUCUGCAGCGGGGGAUGCUGACGUCCGCGCCGCCGUAUUCAGCAGUCUCUUCGCGGACGUGCUUGCACUCGCAGCUUUCGAGAGCUGGACGCCGCAGCUUGUCGCCAGCGCGAUGAACGCCUGCACAGCUUGCAAAAACCUGGCUGCCUUUCGCCGUCGAGAAGUCCUUGCGCUUCUCUUCCACCGUCUCCUUUUCACAGUACGAGUGAGACAGAGGGAGGAAGGGCUCACUGCCCAACCUGCAGACGCGCGUCUGCGCUCGGCCCAACCCCGCACAGCUCAUGCGCCGGGCUACGACUUCUCGCGAGGGCUGGAGUGCAGGAAAGACGCUCGCUGCUCGCAAGGAGCCUGGCGGCGCUUGGAUGACGCCUUCAGCGAUGAGAAAGUUGUUAUAAGCUUCUCCCUAGCCCUGCAUGCGCUAGGCAAGGAAAAUGUCCGGCUCCAGCCCGCCGUCUUGACAGAGGUUCUCCACACCAUGGCGUGGCUUCUCAAACGGUGUGGCGGAGCUCCUGUCGAGGCCGGAGCCCCCGUCCGUGAGGGCGAGAAUGGCGGCGAAGACAGGCGGACGAGUGGAGGACCGGCCCCUGAACAUGGCACAGGCGUUGUAGGAGGAGAGCGACGGAGUGUCAACGACAGGGAGAUCUCUACUGCGAUAAAACCUCACGCCAGCGCGGGUCUCUCUCGCGAGUGGGCUGUAAUGGCGUGGGGGCUUGCGAAGCUCGUCAGCUACGCGGAUUCGACUCCGGGCAAGUCGAGACGAGGCACGUGGUCGCGCGCGCCUUCGAGGGCUGUGAGCGGGGGCGCGGCGUGGAGCCGGAAGGAGGCAGGCAGAGGGAGUGUGGACUCGUGGAAGGAGGGAGCCGUCUGGCUCACGUCCUGCGAGGAAGUGUUUCGGCCCCUGUACCUUCUUGUCCCCUCUCUCCUGCUGCGGCAAGCGAAACCUGACCUCAUCGCCGUGUCGCAGCUUGCCGAUGCUAUCAGGCGCUCGCUGCUCUUUGACGUAGGAGCGAUAGAAAGGAGCGCCUCCGCCACGGCUGCGACGGGCACGCCGCCUGUUCUACCCGUACCGUUUGUGAGCGGCGAAGAAGUUGCUCAUUGCUUGAUGUCGAAUACUCCCUCCACUGAAACGGAUCUGCUUAGACGAGGCAGCGCUACUCCCGCGUUCGGCGGAGGCAACUUCGCUCCUCCGCCGGUACCCGCCGCCAGGGGCGACGAACGCGCCGAGUCCGAAGAGCGGUACUCAGAGGAAGCCAGGCGCUGCAACGAAGUGAGGCAAAGCAACGGGCACCCUAUGUCAACAGAACGCCCAUCGUUUCGCGAUCUGACCAGCGACACAGCCACGAGAAGGGAGCGCGGCAACACGACAGCGCCUGCGGGUGGCGAAAGUUGCGUGAGCGAUCGCGGCAGCGAUAGCGAGACUUUGGAGACUGUUGAAUGGGCGAAGGAGGAGCCUGUGGAGCCGUUCUCGUACUUGACGGCUCAGCGCUUGAUGACGCCAGACGAACUGACUCUCCUGCUGCGCUUCAUCGCAGGCUACUUGAUGCGGCACGCUGAGACUUGCAAGCCUCACCAACUUCUUCAAACCUCCUGGCUCUACAUACAGCUCGAUCUACUACCCUCUCUGCAGUGUGAAGCGAUCCCGAAGUCUUCACCACUUCCGCGCGGCGGCGCGGCCGCCUCGGGAUCGGCUGAGGGCUCUUCAUCGCCCAAUGCAACGAGCGAUGUGCGGCCUACGCCAACCUCCAUGCCGAUCCAGUCUCUGUCUCUCAGCGGAGAGAGAGAGAUGGCGACACUGGCGGGGGGUAAGAGUCUAACAAUAACGCCAGUCACAUUCAUGGGCUGCGUGUUGGACCGGCUUCGUGAGGAUGAAAGCUCUCUAGAUGAAGGAAACUCCUUCUUCCUGCAGCAAAUGCUGCGAGCGUACGUGCUCAAGUACCCAGCAGUCAUGAAGCGGCAUCCGAAACGCGUGCGAAAAUUCGUGAAGCGGCGUCUCGACGAAGCUGCGGACAAGGACGCCGAAUCCGCGUCCGACGCAGCUCAGGUUUUGUAA
This is a messenger RNA of Besnoitia besnoiti, 4434 nucleotides long. RefSeq lists its product as uncharacterized. The transcript has a single exon. NCBI's taxonomy places the organism in Eukaryota, Apicomplexa, Conoidasida, Eucoccidiorida, Sarcocystidae. The record is from RefSeq and is a predicted model, not a curated record. Bases 1 to 4434 code for a protein of 1477 amino acids.